AUGGAGUCUCUCUUCGCAGUGCUUUCAUAUUUGUCAGCGGAUGGCGAAACUAUCUUCCCUUGUGAUACCUGCGGAAGACAAUAUCGAAGAAUCAUAAGUCUUCAGCGCCAUAAGAAGUUUGAGUGUGGGAAAAAACCUCAGUUUGUGUAUUACUGGUCACAUCUUCAAGCAUCCUCUUCAGUGAUGCAUGUUGGAAACAUGGAAUCUUACGCUGGUUCUCGAACGAGCCAAGUUGUCUAUCAACCAGUGAGAACAGCACGAGGACAAUCUUCGUACAAAUGUCCAAAUUGUAGUCGAUUCUACAUGCGAGCUUCUUGUUUGAAAAGGCAUCUCCGAGUCGAAUGUGGACAAACCCCAAAAUUUCAAUGUCGAAUUUGCCAGGGUUGGUUUAAAUAUAAGCAUAAUCUUGCAGCUCACAUGAAACUUCAUGUCGAGGAACCCAAGCAUCAUUAUGACUACGAUAGUUUCAUUGAAGAGACUGCUGAUCUGCCAUUGCAAGCUUUGAGGAUGGAUAGUAGGCAUUUUGCUGAAUUAAAAAUACCGAAAGCUCGAAACUUGACAGCAAACAGAAGCUUGACAAUAAAGAAAUCGAAUGGCAAAUUUGUAUGCGUCCAAUGCGGAAGAUCGUAUAUGAGAAAAGAUUCUUUGCAAAGACAUGUUCAAUGGGAAUGUCUGAAGGAACCUUCUUUCCUCUGCCCUUUUUGCCCUCAAAAAUGCAAGCGAAAGGCUCAUUGGCUGAGACAUAUUCGACGUCAGCACGGGGACGAAGUUGAUGAUAUCGAAAGAUUGGCAAAUUAUACACCCAAUCUCAAUAUGAAGUGA
Belonocnema kinseyi is the source of this 822-nucleotide messenger RNA. RefSeq names its product zinc finger protein 93-like. Lineage: Eukaryota; Metazoa; Arthropoda; Insecta; Hymenoptera; Cynipidae. Gene Ontology annotation, biological process: regulation of DNA-templated transcription. The record is from RefSeq and is a predicted model, not a curated record. The transcript has 4 exons. Bases 1 to 822 code for a protein of 273 amino acids. Gene Ontology annotation, molecular function: RNA polymerase II cis-regulatory region sequence-specific DNA binding; DNA-binding transcription factor activity, RNA polymerase II-specific.